AUGGGUCGUAUCAGGAAAGUUCUUCGUAGAGUUACGUACUUAAUUCAUGGACUGCAAUAAACCUGAAUAACUAGCUCGCGAUUCAAUUUUAAAAUGACUCGUGUUGUGUUCGCAUGUUCGCAUCAAUGUUUUACAUUUUGCUUGGUGUUUACAGUUUUAUUUCAUUAUUCAAAUCAGAUUAUUUUUUUAAGAACCAUAGAAGCAGUUGGAUUUCCAUACUAUAAGUUGUUAAUGAGUCUAGGCGAUUGUAAAGAAAAUAUAUUGUAUUUUGAAAGAAAAGUGUGGUCGCCACUUCGUUUGAAUAGGGUUUUCGAUAUAUACUACAAGAGCGAUGAUUCUGAUAUCACAGUGUCGCGAGUCGAACUACGGGUUAUAUCCAAUGAUACAUGUAUACAAGCUUUUUCGAAGAACGGCGUCGGUUCUCCAGAAUUUUCUGCAACAUUAUUUUUACCGACAAAUCUGGCAACGACUUUUACAACAUUAACUAUAUUUACUUGUAGCAAGAAAACAAUUGAAAAUAGUACAAAAAUUAAAGAAUUCAAUUUGUUACCAUUUUAUAUGAAACCUGUGACAACUGAUGAUGAAUCAGAUUCAGAGGAAAAAUCAGAUCCACAGAUUAAAAAGAAAUAAAAGUUCUUAGAUGUUU
Papilio machaon (common yellow swallowtail) is the source of this 646-nucleotide messenger RNA. RefSeq lists its product as uncharacterized. The coding region runs from base 94 to 630 and encodes 178 amino acids. The transcript is spliced from 3 exons. The record is from RefSeq and is a predicted model, not a curated record. NCBI's taxonomy places the organism in Eukaryota, Metazoa, Arthropoda, Insecta, Lepidoptera, Papilionidae.